Messenger RNA from Lineus longissimus, 2326 nucleotides. RefSeq names its product ubiquinone biosynthesis protein COQ9, mitochondrial-like. The record is from RefSeq and is a predicted model, not a curated record. The coding region runs from base 87 to 1901 and encodes 604 amino acids. The transcript has 2 exons. Gene Ontology annotation, molecular function: ubiquitin-protein transferase inhibitor activity; lipid binding. Lineage: Eukaryota; Metazoa; Nemertea; Pilidiophora; Heteronemertea; Lineidae. Gene Ontology annotation, cellular component: cytoplasm; mitochondrial inner membrane. Gene Ontology annotation, biological process: ubiquinone biosynthetic process.
GACGGAAUUAGUAAACUAAAAUGGCAAUUUCUUGUGUUUGCGGAGGAAAGUCGCGCUUCUUUGUCACAUUUCUAGGUUGAAGUUCCAUGGUCUUGGCGAAAAGUUGCAGAGAGAAGUUCUGUUGGCUGGUAACUAGGGAUAUCCAUACUGAUCUCAUCAAAAUGGGAGGCGACAACACUGACAAUCGGAAUUUGUUCAUUGUACACAUCAAAACUUUGAUCGAUUCGAAGAAAGUUACGGAGCUACGCGAAUGUUUCUUCAACGAUGAAAAUAAGGGCGUCAUCGGAGAAAUAGGUUGGGAUCUUGUUCCAGUGUUGUGUGACAGGAUCACAGAUGAUGAUGAGCGAGAUUGCCCUGAUUUGAUUGAAUUUUGCGUCCAAGGACUGCGUCAUGUUGCAGAAAUCGGACCCCCAAAAGAACUACUCCUGGGCCUCUUGGAGCAGGCAGAUACAUUCAAAGAUGAUGUGAAAUUGAAAGUUCUGCUCACUGCAGUGCAAGUGUGUUUGUUGCGCUUGCCGGCAAAGAGACAGUAUUCGCUAGAAAUUGCAAUGGAGACCCUAUUUGCUCAUGUGGACCAGUUGGAGGUACCGGAAGCAAUGGAUUUGGAAGGUGAUGAGAAAAUGCUGCUGGAUUGUGAUCCUCGAGUCUCAAAGUUGGCAGGGGUGAUUCAGGCGCUGCUGGACUUCCUACAGCCAUUCGUGGAUGAGGUUCCACUUCCUUCGAAACAAACUCCCGCCAAUUCAGAACAGAAAAAAAUUAUCGUGAAACAGCUGGUAAAGAUGUUGGGGGAUAAAUUAGUAUUUUUAGAUUUGUCUGUCAGUGAUAAGGGCACUAAGUCGGAGAUAAGACUGUGUGCUGAACAACUGAUGAAAUUCAUGUCACACUUGUGUCGAAAUUUUCACAACGCAACAUACUGGUUGACUGAGAUGACAGAACCGUCAGGUGAUGAAGGAGAGGAUCAGUCCUUGAAUGAGCCUCUUCCCCUGCUGGGAGUCAGUUGUUUUCUGUACCUUGUCCAUGUAGAAGGGCUGGGGAUAUCACAGUAUCCUCGAGUAUACCGCCCUGGAUUUAUACUUAACUACAGCCUGCCGUUCUUAAUGCUUCUCAAUGAAAAUGACCGUAUUGACGUCAAGGCCAAAGGAAUUCAAAUGCUUGUUAAACUUGUUCAGAACAUUGAAAAGGAUUCUUUAAAACACGAUGUUUGGUUGGACAAUCAGUGUUUCACACGCAUUCUCCGUGAUUUAAUCAAAAUUACAGUAUUCUGCCCACAACGCGAGCUCAGGCAAACUUGCGUCAAACUUCUCCCCAACCUCGUCAGAAAGUUUGAAUCCCGAGGAAAACGUGAACUGUUAUUUUUCUUACUGAAAGCAAGUGAUCAUUCUGGUUUCAGAGGUUUCAUCACCCAACUCGUAAAAGAUGACCUGAAUCGUAUGUUCAAUACAACAGAGCCUGACUUCACUUCGAACGACCUUGAGAAAUUCUUCAGGGUCAUUUUCGGUUUGAAACAUGGGGCUGAAACCGAUCUGUUAGAAAAUUCUGAUUCGAUUAUGGCUGCAUUAAAUCUAAUGAGAUUUCUGUUCAUUCGUGAUAAACCCGCCUCAAAUGUAUCAGGUAUUUGGUCCCGUGCUGCUACACUAGAGAAGGAGUAUUUUGAUCCAUUGCGAGUUGGUUUGAACAUGUCUCGUGCGCACUACAAGCUCGAGUUAGAAAAUGUUCAGAAGGAAACGAAGGAGAGAAAAAAACCAGAGGGCAUUGAGUUCAUGGUUGGCGGCACGCCCUUGCCGAGUAUGCCACGGGAUCAGCAGCUCACUGUUUUGGAGACCGCACUGCAUACUUUUGAUAUGAUGAGCACGGUUUUGGUUAGGGUGGAAGAGCUGAUAGAACAAGGGAAAAAGUCUUAAAACGAUUUAAAGAUGAGUGACCUUCAGGUUUCUCCAAAGCCUGUGCAGGCUGCAAGCAGUCUGUCUUCCCUAAUUAGCUGUAGUACAUGACUGGAAGUGUUAGAACUGGAAUUAUAUCAACACAUCACAGGAAAACCCCUGAAAGUCAUACUAUCAAUAGCCGGUGAUCGACUGAUGACGUAUUGGUAGUGAGAGUGCCAAAUAAGGCAUAGGCCAUUUGUAGGAAAUAAGAAUUCCGUAAUCUUAGAAAAAUCAUGUGCUAAUACAAUGAACAUUGCACAAAGGGUAUUUGUUUCUUUUGGGUGUGGCAGACUUAGCUGCUUGCAUUGAUUUGCGGGCUUUUCAUUUACAUGUACGUAUGAUGUGCUUCAGUAUUGCAUUUACCACUUGAUAUCCAUGUCAGAUUGUAACUGGAAAAAUAAACA